AUUGCUAGUGCCAGUAGUAAGUAGUGCAGUGCAGGUGGUGCAGGUGCAGACUAUUAUUCAAUUUCUCAGUCCUUUCUUCAGAGAACUGCACCGUUCAUUUUCACACAAUAAUCUCAAAAUAUGAAACAUGCUUAUUUUGUUGCCAGAACUGUUCUAGUUCGCAAUGGAAAUGUGGAUGAAGCCGUUAGUCUUCUUAACAGAGUCUUGGGUCGAGAAGGAAUAUUUGAUCAGUGGAGACAUACGAGAUACUUUGAAAAACCGUGUCAGACUCGUCGACGAGUGAACUACAUGAGGUGUAAGUCAAUAUACAAUGAAGACAUGGAUAGAAAGAUCAAAUUUGUCAUGCGCAAAAACCGAGUGGAACCUUUUGUUGGAUGUUAUUAAAAAAGAAUCUUGUUUGUAAUCUUUGUAGAUAUUGUUUAGUUUUAUAAUUUACAAAUAAAAAUAAAUACUAAAAGCUUU
Macrosteles quadrilineatus (aster leafhopper) is the source of this 462-nucleotide messenger RNA. RefSeq names its product 28S ribosomal protein S21, mitochondrial-like. The coding region runs from base 121 to 384 and encodes 87 amino acids. Gene Ontology annotation, molecular function: structural constituent of ribosome. NCBI's taxonomy places the organism in Eukaryota, Metazoa, Arthropoda, Insecta, Hemiptera, Cicadellidae. The record is from RefSeq and is a predicted model, not a curated record. The transcript is spliced from 3 exons. Gene Ontology annotation, biological process: translation. Gene Ontology annotation, cellular component: ribosome.